AUGGGUCGUAAAAAGAAAAUUGUCUCUUUUCCGUAUGGAAAUUUUGAAAAACGGGAAGAAAAGUGGAAAAUUGUUCGUGUGGUAAGUGGUAACACCAAACAUGGACAGGCAAUGGGUCGUACUGGAUAGGCAAUGGAUCGUACUGGACAGGCAUUGGAUCGAACUGGAUAGGCAAUGGGUCGUAAAAGAAAAUUGUCUCUUUUCCGUAUGGAAAUUUUGAAAAACGGGAAGAAAAGUGGAAAAUUUUUCGUGUGGUAAGUGGUAACACCAAACAUUUUGCAUUUUCUGAUUUUCAUAAUUUGCGUAUAUAUUUUGUCAAGAAGAAUUUCCAACAAGAAUUUCAUGCUUCAUUUGUUUAUUGUCCUUUUUUAAAUUGUUUAAAAGUGUCAAGAGAAGACGACAGGUUACAACGUGCGAAAGAUGCGUUAAAGAACGCGUUACAGGAAUUGGAAUCAGAGCCACAGAGCUCCAGCCGGAUAAACAACGCACGAGCAACAGCUACUCGGUCUCCGAAUAUCGAUGUCGUUGAUCAACAAAGACAAAGUGCAACUGAUGAUUUUAGGUGA
Messenger RNA from Paramuricea clavata, 566 nucleotides. NCBI's taxonomy places the organism in Eukaryota, Metazoa, Cnidaria, Anthozoa, Malacalcyonacea, Plexauridae. The record is from the annotation of a GenBank genome assembly.